GUGCAACCCGAACGUUCGCGAAAAUUCCUGAAGCGGCACCGGCGGCUACCGGAAGCCAGCGCCGUCGUCUGCUGUAGUGCCGGCGAUUGGCGUGGUGGUUUCCUCUUAGUCCCGGCCGUGUGGGUUUCACCUGGGAGACGGAAUGGCGCUUCUGUGUUACAACCGCGGCUGCGGCCAGCGUUUCGACCCGGAGACUAAUGCGGACGAUGCUUGCACGUACCACCCAGGUGUACCUGUAUUUCAUGAUGCCCUGAAGGGUUGGUCCUGCUGUAAGAGAAGAACGACUGAUUUUUCUGACUUUUUAAGCAUUGUAGGAUGUACAAAAGGUAGGCAUAACAGUGAGAAGCCACCUGAACCAGUCAAGCCUGAAGUCAAGACUACAGAGAAGAAAGAGCUGUCUGAAUUAAAACCGAAAUUUCAGGAACACAUCAUUCAAGCCCCUAAACCAGUAGAAGCAAUAAAAAGGCCAAGCCCAGAUGAGCCAAUGACAAACUUGGAAUUAAAAAUAUCUGCUUCCCUAAAACAAGCACUUGAUAAACUUAAACUGUCAUCAGGGAACGAAGAAGAUAAGAAAGAAGAAGACAGUGAUGAAAUUAAGAUUGGGACUUCUUGUAAAAAUGGAGGGUGUUCAAAGACAUACCAGGGUCUACAGAGUCUAGACGAAGUCUGUGUGUAUCAUUCUGGAGUACCUAUUUUUCAUGAGGGGAUGAAAUAUUGGAGCUGUUGUAGAAGAAAAACCUCAGAUUUUAAUACAUUCUUAGCCCAGGAGGGCUGCACAAAAGGGAAACAUGUGUGGACUAAAAAAGAUGCAGGGAAGAAAGUUGUUCCAUGUAGACAUGACUGGCAUCAGACUGGCGGUGAAGUUACCAUCUCAGUGUAUGCUAAGAAUUCACUGCCAGAGCUCAGCCAGGUGGAGGCAAACAGUACACUGUUAAAUGUUCACAUUGUAUUUGAAGGAGAGAAGGAAUUUCAUCAAAAUGUGAAACUGUGGGGUGUGAUUGAUGUUAAACGGAGUUACGUGACUAUGACCGCAACCAAGAUUGAGAUCACCAUGAGAAAGGCAGAGCCCAUGCAGUGGGCUAGUCUUGAACUGCCGACAACCAAGAAGCAGGAGAAACAAAAAGAAGAAAUUGCAGAUUGAUUGGAAGAGAAGCAGAAAACUCUUGUCUGAUUUAGAGUUCUCAAUGUGUGUGGUGAAGUAGUAGCUUGCUGCUGUAACCUUUUUGUUGUUUGUUUUUUAAUCUGCCAUUGUAGGGUUAUCAUGAGUUUCUUUAAAGCCAAAGUCUCUUGAUUUUUUUUUUUUUUGUGCCUCUAUCUUUCUUUUGAAUUCCAUAUUAAGACUCCAAGUCUCCUCAAUAGUAAAACCAUAGUUGUUACCCCACACACAAAGGGAGUAAAAAAAACUCAUAAGCAUAAUUAUAGUAUUUCUUAGUAAAAAUUAUUAUAAGCAGAGAAAUAAAAGGAUUUUUUUAUCCUUAUAUUACCGUUACCCUUCGAACGGUAGAAAGGUGUAAUAUAAAAAAUUUAAUUGGCCUUUUCACGAACUUUGUUACUGUAAUUCUUGAAAAUCUUUAAGAAAAAAGUUCUUUGUUUCCCCUAUGAGGUGGUUACUUCGGUAGUGCUAACCCUAAAGCAGUGUAGUCACUAUCUCUGUGUACUGCUCACAGAAUUCGUUUGCAGUUCGUUUAAUUUCAGAAAGUUACACCGAUAUCUAUAGUUCUUGUCAAGCAAUAUAAUUUAAGACUAUAGGAAAUAAAAUUAAGUUUAUAGAAGCAUCAAUUUGAUUAAAAUUUAUCAUUUCAUAAGAGUAAGCAAUAAUGUUUUGAAAAUCUUUUUAAUUAUUUAAAGGUGUUUUUAUGAUGUUUUGACUAAAUUUUAUUAAAUUUCUAGUCUAAAUCUCUUAGAGAUUAUCUCUGUCUCCCAGAUGAAAACUGUAUCUGUAAAAUUGUGACUGUAGCUUUGUUGAGAUGUGUUAAGGUAUGUGUGAGGCUUGAAUCUGGAAUGCCUCUGAGAGCUUGUUCUGAGUCCCCAAUUUACGGCUCUGUUUUGAAGGCUGUGGAACUUUCUGGAUGUUGGGCCUGUGGGUUCUCUAGGAGUGAGUCUUUAAGGAUUAUACACCCCUGCUGUCAGGGCAUGGAGCCACCUCUGUCCCGCGCUCUCAGUGCUGCCUCCCCAGCCGCUGUAAACUGUGUCCUCUGAAACUGCGAGCCAAAUAAACCUUUGCUCCCUUGAUUGUUUGUGUCGUGUGCUGUGGUCAAGGCUGUGGUCAAGGCGACAGGAACAAAGUGUGCAGUUCAGAACAAGUAGGACAGCUGCGUGUUCUGUGUUAGUGUAGCUGCUUGAUUCUUUGGAAUUUUUCUAAGGGUUUCACGAAGAGGUUGACAAGUUUACCAGUACAAUACUGAUUUUAUGUUAUACCUCAUUUCUAUUAAUUGUAUAUGACACAGAACAUUUAUAUUUAUGCCAAUUACAGCCGUUAAUGAAUAGGUUACUUUUUGAGGCACGGCUCAAGGGGAAACCUGUUAUAUGAAGGUUAGAACUCUAGUAAAUUGGUGCCUUAAACUGGUAUAAAUCAAAAUGAAAGUUAAAGGUGUUUACGUUGGUAUUAAUGGAAUUCUUACAAAGAAAGUAUGAGUAUAGUCAAAAUAUUAUCUUAGUUAAUAAAGAAUCUGGGUGGGCACUGGAGAGAGCCCCCUUAACAGCACUGGCUGUUGGGUUGAUUCCCUGCACCCAUAAUGGCAACUUAUAUACUCAAGGAACUCUACUUCAGUUACUGGUCCCUCUUCUGGACUCUGUGGGCACCAGGCAAGUAUGUUGUUCACGUGAGAUACAGCCGACUGUAUGCAUCAUUCUGUCUAGUUCUGUCAACAAGUGUAAAGACACAAAUCUAGUCUUUAAGCUCUACUGAUACAAGGGCAUGCUCACAUUUUUUGGCAAUGAAAAACUAGGAUCCAAAUAUUGUCUCUUAAGUUUUUAGUUAGACAUGAAUUCAUUUAGAAAAGUGAUCUUACUUUCUGCCUGAGGGAAGAGGUUGAAUCGGUUUGACUCAAAAUAUUAAUUACACUUGUAUCGCUUCCUUACUGAGCCUGUUUCCCCUUGAAUAGUAGCUUGUCUGAGGUGAUACUGUCGAAGCCAAUGAUGUUUCCUAACCUCACACUUGCUUGCACAGCACUGCUUUCAUUUUUAGUACAUUGUGCGGUGGUUACGUUUGUGACCAUUUAAUUAUUUAAUUGUUAUUUCCUUCCAGAACCUCUGUGUGUCACUCAGAUAAAAAUUAAAUGAAAUCACCUUAAACUCUAUGUUAAAGUAACAGUAUUUUUAAAGAAGAAUGUUUUACUCUGUCAAUUUAUUAAGAAAGGUUAAUGAAAUGCUUGUUAGCUCGAAGACAUUAUUUCUGUUACAUACAUGCAUUUUUAUUACGGCAUCAAAGCUGCCAAACCAGAUAUGUUUUGUACAUGUUGUGACUCAUUGUAGCAUGGGGAACGCAAAUGUUGUUUUUCUUGCCUAGUUUUGCUUGCACAGAGGAAGUAAUGUCCUAAAUUGGCCUGUCUUUUCUAGCCGCUUAUUUUGAAAUAACUUUAGGUUGCCAGGAUUAUGAAACUAGUCCAGGAGUUCUGUAUGGUAUGUCAUCUCCCCAUGUAAAAUUACAUAAAAAACAGUUUACAGAAGUAAGACAUUAACCUUUACAUAAAAUAGAAUGAUUAAUUUUAACCUUUUUAGUGGAAUUCUUAAAAGGAAAUUUUUGGAGCCUGUCUUGUAAUGUAAGCCAGUAAUGUAAACAAUUAAAACGUGAAUUGAAAUCAGCUGUUUAUAGGCUGACUGUACAUUUACAGAACUAUAGUCAGUGCACUGGUUGAGCUUUGCCAUUGUAUCUUGUGCUAGGGGUUUUGUCUUUACAUAGAUCUUGUUUGAUUUUCUUAUCAGUUCAUCAGAAUGAAGAGAACUAUUAAAACAUUCUUGCAGA
Chionomys nivalis (European snow vole) is the source of this 3964-nucleotide messenger RNA. It is a transcript of the gene Chordc1, whose product is annotated as cysteine and histidine rich domain containing 1. The record is from RefSeq and is a predicted model, not a curated record. Gene Ontology annotation, molecular function: zinc ion binding. Lineage: Eukaryota; Metazoa; Chordata; Mammalia; Rodentia; Cricetidae. The transcript is spliced from 11 exons. The coding region runs from base 143 to 1141 and encodes 332 amino acids. Gene Ontology annotation, biological process: centrosome duplication.